AGGUGUCCGUUUUUUACCUGUUCUAUCUUGUAGUUUUUACAGAUAAAUAAUAAAUUAAACAACAAACAGAUAAAUAUUUUUGUUAAUUACAUACACGUGUUUGAAUCCCCGAUUUGCAUUAAAUGACAUCGCUCGUAGGUGCAACACCGCUCCUAGCAACCGUUGGCAAGGAUGUACUAAAUAACCUAAACAAACAAAUGUUUGAUACGAGAAAGUCGGAAACCCCCAUUCGUACUAUAGUAGCGCGAUAAUCCAUCCAAAUCAUGUAACUUUUGGCCGUAUAAUGGGAACAGUUUUUGCAAAAUGCUGUAGAAAAGAGCAUGAAAAUAAUGAUGACGCACUUAACAUCCUUGUGUUGGGAAUAGAGAACUCUGGCAAGACUGAAAUAGCGUUUAAAAUUUGUCAUCAAAAGCGGAGUGAUUAUGCUGCAACGAAAGGAUGCCGUUUGUUUGAAACUGUGAUCGCGGAUACGGAUAUAAAACUUAUUGAAAUUGGAGGAGGAUCAGAUCUUCGAGACAUCUGGAAGUACUAUUUUUUAGACGCCCUAGCAGUAAUUUUCGUAAUCGAUGCUUCCAACAUACACAACAUCUGUGAAUCUUACAACAUAUUCCAAAACCUAAUGGCACACGAGUUUCUGGCGGGCAAACCGUUUCUUAUACUUGCCAACAAACAGGACCUUCCCGAAUCGGUUGAUUGUAUCGAAAUCUGCGAGUAUCUGGAUGUCGAGUAUCUGGCCAACCGAUACCGCUGUCCAUGUCUGGUAGAGGCAUGUGGCAACUGGGGCAGUACAUCAUACGAAUUGAACGAAUACGAUGGGCUAACGUACGGCAUCCAGUGGCUUGUUGGUACGGUGAUGGCCCAUCGACAGUUCAUUAUGAAUCGUAUCAACUUCCACAAGGCAAUGCUCGGACGCGAGGGUGCGGAUGCAUCACGUACCAUUAAAAGGCCACGUACGGGUAUAAAGUCUGGUGGUGGCAGCCGUAAGCGUAGGGAUAGUCGUCCUAAAACGGCUCCCUCCAGUCAGCUGGCCUGGUUGAAGGAAAACGAUAACAAUUAUCUGAUUAAACGAAACAGCAUCAUUUCCGUCAAAAGUAUACCCACCAGCACAACCACGGAACGCACCAACAAUUCAUCAACCAAGGCAACUACUACCUCCGACAGUGGACUUUCGGUCGUUGAUGAGGGAGUUGAAGUUAGCCAGACUAGUAGCAGCACCGAAACAGUUUUACACGUACGUAAAGAUGAGAUGACUUUAGAAGAUUUGUCCCUUUCCUUCUCCGUCAAUGAGGUCAAUGGAAAAGCUGUGGAAAUGAUCGAGAAUUAGCCUAAUGUGCCAAAAACGGC
Anopheles funestus (African malaria mosquito) is the source of this 1344-nucleotide messenger RNA. RefSeq names its product ADP-ribosylation factor-like protein 2. The transcript has 5 exons. Gene Ontology annotation, cellular component: ciliary membrane; non-motile cilium. Gene Ontology annotation, molecular function: GTPase activity; GTP binding. Lineage: Eukaryota; Metazoa; Arthropoda; Insecta; Diptera; Culicidae. Gene Ontology annotation, biological process: receptor localization to non-motile cilium; non-motile cilium assembly. The record is from RefSeq and is a predicted model, not a curated record. Bases 284 to 1324 code for a protein of 346 amino acids.